UAAAUAUAGCACACACGAGCUCAGCUUCUCGACAAAGUCACUGCUCUGACAAUGCUGUGAAGGGAGCAGAAGAGGAGAAACCUAAUAUCAGAACCCAACACCUAGCAACAGUUGAAAAAACUUUUAAACAAAAGUCUGGGUGGGAGAUAUACAACAGCCUCCAAUUUCUGCUGAUCGGGAUUUCAGGGAGAAGAAGCUGCUUUCCCCUUCUCUCUACCCAGUUUCCUGCAUGACUUCAGCUAUUGGCUAGUCCUAGGAAAGAAAGUGGGAAAAGCUUUCUCCUCUGUAUUCUUUUGGGCUGGAUAGUUUUCCAGAACUCCAGUCUCUCUUGGGCUGUGGGGCAAGCCACUGGGUUCUUCCAAGGAUAAGCUACCUCCAUAAAGGACGUACCUUUGGUUAGACGAGCUGCCAGUCAGGUGGGAAUGAGAUCCCGAAACCAGGGUGGUGAAAGUUCAUCCAACGGGCAUGUCUCCUGCCCCAAGUCCUCCAUCAUCAGCAAUGCUGAUGAUAAACGUCUCUCGGAAGAUACAAAAAAGAACAAAUCAAAUAGAAAGGAGGAAGAUGUCAUGGCCUCAGGAACUGUCAAACGACACCUAAAACCAUCUGGAGAAAGUGAACGAAAGAAUAAGAAAUCCCUGGAGUUAUCCAAAGAAGACCUCAUCCAGCUGCUGAGUAUAAUGGAAGGGGAGCUGCAGGCCAGGGAAGAUGUGAUCCACAUGCUGAAGACGGAGAAAACCAAGCCUGAGGUUCUGGAGGCUCAUUACGGGUCUGCGGAGCCGGAGAAAGUGCUACGGGUCCUGCACCGAGACGCCAUCCUGGCCCAGGAGAAGUCCAUUGGAGAAGAUGUGUAUGAGAAACCCAUCUCAGAGCUGGACAGACUUGAGGAAAAACAGAAGGAAACCUACCGGCGCAUGCUAGAGCAGCUGCUGCUGGCCGAGAAGUGUCACCGGCGCACGGUGUACGAGCUGGAGAACGAGAAGCACAAGCACACAGACUACAUGAACAAGAGCGACGACUUCACCAACCUGCUGGAGCAGGAGCGGGAGAGGUUGAAAAAACUCCUUGAACAAGAAAAGGCUUACCAAGCCCGCAAAGAAAAGGAAAAUGCUAAGCGGCUCAACAAACUGAGAGAUGAGCUUGUGAAACUCAAGUCCUUCGCACUCAUGCUGGUGGAUGAAAGGCAGAUGCAUAUCGAGCAACUUGGCCUGCAGAGCCAGAAAGUACAGGACCUGACUCAGAAACUGAGGGAAGAGGAAGAAAAGCUCAAAGCCAUCACUUCUAAAUCCAAAGAAGACAGGCAGAAAUUGCUCAAGUUGGAAGUGGAUUUUGAACACAAGGCUUCGAGGUUUUCCCAGGAGCAUGAAGAGAUGAACGCUAAGUUGGCCAAUCAAGAGUCUCACAACAGGCAGCUCAGACUCAAGCUGGUUGGCUUGACUCAAAGAAUUGAGGAGCUGGAAGAGACCAACAAAAAUCUUCAAAAGGCAGAAGUAGAACUUCAGGAACUAAGAGAUAAAAUUGCCAAAGGGGAAUGUGGCAACUCCAGCCUCAUGGCAGAAGUGGAAAAGCUUCGGAAGCGCGUACUUGAGAUGGAGGGUAAAGAUGAGGAGAUUACGAAAACCGAAUCCCAGUGCAGGGAACUGAGGAAGAAGCUGCAGGAGGAAGAACACCAUAGCCGGGAGCUCAAACUUGAAGUUGAGAAGUUACAGAUGAGAAUGUCUGAACUGGAGAAAUUGGAGGAAGCAUUUAGCAAGAGUAAGUCGGAGUGCACCCAGCUGCAUUUCAAUCUGGAGAAAGAAAAGAACUUAACCAAGGACCUGCUCAAUGAAUUGGAGGUAGUCAAGAGUCGGGUUAAAGAACUGGAAUGUUCUGAAAGUCGAUUGGAAAAGGCUGAAUUAAGCCUAAAAGACGAUCUCACAAAGUUGAAGUCCUUUACCGUGAUGCUGGUUGAUGAAAGGAAAAAUAUGAUGGAAAAAAUAAAGCAAGAAGAGAGAAAAGUGGAUGGACUCAAUAAAAAUUUUAAGGUGGAACAAGGCAAGGUUAUGGAUGUAACGGAAAAACUCAUCGAAGAAAGUAAGAAGCUUUUAAAACUGAAAUCUGAAAUGGAGGAAAAGGUAUACAGUUUGACCAAAGAGAGAGAUGAGUUAAUAGGCAAACUGAAAAGUGAAGAAGAAAAAUCCUCUGAAUUAAGCUGCAGUGUUGACUUACUAAAGAAGAGACUUGAUGGGAUAGAGGAAGUGGAGCGAGAAAUAACAAGAGGAAGGUGUCGAAAAGGACCUGAGCUCACCUGCCCAGAAGAUAACAAAAUUAAGGAGCUAACACUUGAAAUUGAGAGACUGAAGAAACGUCUCCAACAACUGGAGGUGGUGGAAGGGGAUUUGAUGAAGACGGAAGAUGAGUACGACCAGCUAGAGCAGAAAUUUAGAAGCGAGCAGGAUAAGGCCAACUUCCUCUCUCAACAACUGGAGGAGAUAAAACACCAAAUCGCCAAGAAUAAAGCAAUAGAGAAAGGUGAGGCGGUGAGCCAGGAAGCCGAGCUGAGACACAGAUUUCGGUUGGAAGAAGCUAAAAGUCGAGACUUAAAAGCAGAAGUCCAAGCCCUGAAAGAGAAGAUUCAUGAACUGAUGAACAAAGAAGAUCAGCUUUCUCAGCUCCAAGUGGAUUAUUCUGUCCUUCAACAAAGAUUUAUGGAAGAAGAAAAUAAGAACAAGAACAUGGGGCAGGAGGUCCUCCAUCUGACCAAAGAGUUGGAGCUGUCCAAGCGGUACAGUCGCGCUCUCCGGCCCAGCGUGAACGGCAGGAGGAUGGUGGACGUCCCCGUGACGUCCACUGGCGUCCAGACGGAUGCUUUCGGCAGCGAGGCGGCGGAGGAGGACACGCCAGCGGUGUUUAUACGCAAAUCCUUUCAAGAAGAAAACCAUAUCAUGAGUAACCUUCGACAGGUGGGACUGAAGAAACCUAUGGAACGUUCCUCUGUCCUAGACAGGUAUCCGCCCGCGGCCAACGAGCUCACCAUGAGGAAGUCUUGGAUUCCAUGGAUGAGGAAAAGGGAGAAUGGGCCCCCGGUGACUCACGAGAAGGGGCCUCGAGCCGGUUCCGGCCCGGGGCACCCAGGAGAGCUGGUUCUUUCGCCCAAGCAGGGCCAGCCGCUGCACAUUCGAGUGACGCCCGACCACGAGAACAGCACUGCCACGUUGGAGAUUACGAGCCCCACGGCGGAAGAAUUUUUUUCCAGUACCACCGUCAUUCCCACCCUAGGGAAUCAGAAACCGAGGAUAACCAUUAUCCCAUCACCAAACGUCAUGUCUCAGAAACAGAAAAGCGGAGACGCUGCUCUCAGCGCGGAGCGAGCCAUGUCCCCGGUCACAAUUACUACCUUCUCCAGGGAGAAGACGCCAGAAAGCGGAAGAGGGCCGUUUGCGGACAGGCCCACGUCUCCCAUUCAGAUCAUGACCGUGUCCACAUCGGCGGCCCCGGCGGACAUCGCUGUCCCUCCCGAAUCCCAGGAAAUGCCCGUGGGAAGGACUGUCCUCAAGGUCACGCCAGAGAAGCAGACUGUGCCAGCCCCGGUCCGGAAGUACAACUCCAAUGCCAACAUCAUAACCACGGAAGACAAUAAAAUUCACAUUCACUUAGGUUCGCAGUUUAAGCGAGCCCCUGGGACUUCAGCUGAAGGAGCAAGCCCGGUGAUUACUGUCCGACCCGUCAGCGUGACCGCGGAGAAGGAGGUGUCCACCGGCACAGUCCUUCGCUCGCCCAGGAACCACCUCUCGUCUCGCCCUGGCGCGAGCAAGGUGACCAGCACCAUCACCAUUACGCCGGUCACGACCUCAUCGGCCAGAGGCACCCAGUCAGUGUCGGGACAAGACGGGUCAUCCCAGCGGCCUACACCCACCCGCAUUCCUAUGUCAAAAGGUAUGAAAGCAGGAAAGCCAGUAGUGGCAGCCCCAGGAGCAGGAAAUCUGACCAAAUUCGAGCCUCGAGCUGAGACUCAGUCUAUGAAAAUAGAGCUGAAGAAAUCUGCAGCCGGCAGCGCUACCUCUCCUGGAGGGGGGAAGGGCUGAGGGCAGUGGCGGAGGGGAAAGCAUCAUCAUACACCAGUUACGUAUGAACUCCAGAUGAAAUGGUAAACCGAGCACACACUGGGUGUGUGUACGUCUUCUGAAUCCCUGUUGAAUGGAUAGUAUUUCUCCAGCUCUCCACCAUCACUAAGGUCCUCUAUGCUACUGAUCAUGACUGGAAAUAAUUUUCUACUUCCAGUGAAUUUUUUUGAGGAUACAAAUGUAAAAACUGAACAUGGUGUUGCUGACAAAAUAAAAAUACGUAGCAUGAGAGCAAUUCAAUCUUUAUGUCAAAAUAAAUUUCUCUUCCUUUGGCAAAGCUUUCAGGUCCAUGGGCACAUGCUGUGUAAUUUAUUUUUAUAAUACACUUUGUAAUGUGAUUUUUUACUAAAGUGUUUCCUUUUUCAUAGUCCAUGGCACAUGUAUCUGUAGAAUACACUGUCAGUUCUUCAAAGCAUUGGUAUUGGUGCAUUCAAAAUGGUAACCUAUACUUAUUUUCUUUCAUCAAUUUGUUAUUUCUGAAAAAAAAAAAAGAAAGUACAACACUCUACAUAUUUCCUGGGGUAAAUUCAAGAGGCAAAUGCAAAGCAGGAGAUUCUGGAAGAGGUGUUAUUAUUGUUUGUACAAUGCUGUGGUUCUGAUCAUGGUUCAACACUAACAAAUAACACUGACUUAAGAGCUUAAUUUUAAAUACUUAAGCCAGUUUUUAAAGUUGCUCUUUCUAGUGUUCUGUGCCCAAAACCCUGGAUGAAUUGGUUUUCAUACGGAACAAAUUAAUAGAAGGAGCUGUAUGAGUUUAACCAGUAAGACUUACAGGAACACCUGCUACUGACAGUUCAAUUAUAUUUCUGUUUGCAUUGUUUACUUAUAUGUACAGGACUUAUAAUAAGGACUGUGAUAUCAGGAUAUUUCUCACAAUCUACCCAAAUGAAAGCCUGAAAAUAAAAACUGACCUAGAUGCUAUCAGCAUCUUUUUAAAAUAUGGUAGGAGAAAUCCCAAGAUAGAUAACUUUUUUUUUCUUGAUAGGUAGGAUUUGGACAGGUUUUCAUAACCACAUAUAGGUUAGAGAAUAUAUUCUUUAAAGAUUCAAAGCAAACAUACAUUACUCAAAUCUCAGUGUCAGACCUGCUGUUGAAUUUAGGUUUAUGUGAAAAUAUGCAUCAGAAAUCUACUUGAAACCCUAAUGGUAUAGGUUUUUAAAAAAAAAGACUUUGUUAAUAUGGACAUGUUUUCAAUAAGGUCUUUAAAAAGAUAACUGAAAGAUAACUGAAGAGUUGACACAUUUUCUAGGUGCAGAAAUCAUGUCUCAUGUCACUUUACUGAGAUUAAAGAAAGAAUGCUUCUGAGUGUCACAAGGAUAACUAGAAAGCACACAAGUAAUACUAUUGGCCCAUUUCUCCAGUCCACGGCUUUAUCCAGGCUCCUAAGGCCACAGAGGGAAAUCCACACUGAAUCUCUGGAACAGAAAUAUUAGGUUUUAAGGUAUACCUUGUGGAAUUAGCAAAUCAUAUUCAGUAGCUAUUAUAAAUUAAAUAACUAUAUUUUAUGUAAAAUUAGUUUUGAUUUUUGUAAGUAAAAGAAAUGCUACAGUAGGUUUGUCCUAGCAUGAAUGAUUGUGAAUGCAUCACAGACCUGCAAGGCUUUCAUUACUGAUUAAGAAAACUAGAGUGUGUAUGUGUGAAGAUUUUAAAAAUUGUUAUGGCUUUUGAUUUCUGAAAAUGUUUCUGAAUUGUAAAGACAAUUUCAAUGAGAAAAGGGUUUUAUUUAGUAUUGUUGUAUUUUUUGAUUCACAGUUAAGUUCCCUAUUUGCCAAUGCUUAUACUUCUUAUGGCAAAAAUAUUCUGAUCUAUCACAAACUAGCGUCUGAAGCAAAUAACUGUCUGAACAUGUGGGAAUUUUAUUACACUAAGAGUGAACAGGCUAGAGGAUAAAGCUUUAAAUACUUCUUGACUUUAAUUUAAAAUAUUACAAAAAAUUUAUAUAUAUUUGGACCGAAAGUUUUUAUUCCUCCUGCAUUUAUAAUGAAAUUUGGUACUUGCAAAGCAGAGUGAGGGUGAUGGUGUGAUCCAAGUCAUUCAGAUGGAUACAGAGCUCUUUUCUGCCUCUGCUAUGGUUAAAUCCUUUCUUUAAACUCUAAUGGAAUCUGAGUGACAGAUGAGUAAAAUUAACCUAAAUUAAUAAAAAAAAAGUCUUGAAAUAAAAUAAUAGAAUAUUAAAAAUUAACAGAAAAUAGAAAACACCAAAUAGUCAUAUCCUUAUCUAAUGAAUAAACAAACAAGAUCAUAAAUAGUCAUAUUCCAAUAUCAACAUCCAAUUGAAAAAAUUGCCCCCCAUGUGCAAUCCUGGCAUCAUCCCAGACUCACAUAAUUUCUAUAUUUUUUAUCAUAAGCAAAUCUCCAAUCAUCAGUAUGAAUGAGAAUCAGUUUUGAAUGGAAUAAUUAGGUUUUCUGAAAUAUAGUCAUAAUCAGUGUUCCCAGGUUAAGGCAUAUAAUUGAACUAAUCCAUUAUGUUGCCCUUUUCUUCUUGAUAGGAGAAUGUUUUUUGAGGGUAUCUUCUACAAAGAUUUUUUUUCAAGUAUGUCAUAAAAUAUUAGGGUUUGAUGAAGUUAGUGGUAGAGGAAAUAUUCCAGAUAUUAGAUGCCUGGAAUGGUCACAAAACGUGCAGAAUGAACUGCAUCUUAGGACCACCAUUUGAAAAAAAAUCAUGGUGUGGAAUAUCUAGCUUAAACAUUAACAGAGACACCAACACUAUUGAAAUAAUUCACAGCUUCUAAAAACCAGUGCGAGGACUAAAUGGUGUAUCAGACAAUGCAUUUAAUGUGUCUGUGCCUUUUCUAUUUAUACUGUGGUUGAAUUUUCCUGGAAAUAAAUAAAAAACAUAGCAAAAGUAGGGUGUGUUCAUGAAUUUGAUGAGCAACAAUUCUAAAAACAACAAAAAUGCAAGAUGAAAGUUUAAAAAAAACCAUAUCUGGCAUCUGAGGCCUAUACGCCCCUCCAGACUCCAGUGUUUACGCCUCUGCUAAAAAUACUAAUUAGAAGGCAAAAAGGAAAAAUGACAAAAAUUGUUGUAACAAAUUCAUAAAAAUUGGGAGAGUUUCAUGGAAUUAAUUUUGCUUAGUGACCACUAAAAUUUUAUUUUCUUAAAUUUUCAGCAUUUACUCCAUAACUAAAUGAUGAAAACUCUGUUUGUUACUUAGGGAAAAUGCCGUAGAUUCAUAAAUUUACACAGAAAUGUUUAUAGGUGCCAUGACUUGAUUCAUUUAUUUUCUGGUGUUGUUUUCUUUUUGUUUGUUUAUGUUAUUUGGGUAAUUUUACCUCACCAUUCACAGAUUUUGUUAUUUUAACAAUUCAGAUCUGUAUUUAUUUAGAUUUUGCUUUAAAAAUAUCAGAUGUUAGCUCUUCCAGUAUAAGAGACUUACAAUGUGAUCAGGUAUUCUUAGAAGUCUUGCAAGGUUUAAUGGAUUUUCAAAAGCAAAAGAUUGCAUUGAAAAAUUUUGGAGCUACAUUCUAUUUUCACAGCAUUCUCAAUUUUGUUUCCUUUAAGUUUUAUUAAAUCCAUGAGAAGUUUAUUAUUUUUCACUACAGCCGAGUGAAUUUAUGGAUAUGUACUUGUUUUUUCUAUGAAUGUAAUAUCCUACUUUCAGUUCUUCACAGGCUAUUGAAAUUAUAUAACCAAUUAAGACAUCCUCUGUGUUAUUUCCAAAGCCAACUAUGUUUAUCAAAAUCUCACCAGAGUGAGAAAAAUAACAAUUGUGAUAUGAAAGCAUUGUGCAAUAUUCUUUUUUGAGUUGGAACAUAAUAUUCAUCAAAUUAAAAUCAUUUAAAAUGA
Balaenoptera acutorostrata (minke whale) is the source of this 7887-nucleotide messenger RNA. It is a transcript of the gene FILIP1, whose product is annotated as filamin A interacting protein 1. The transcript is spliced from 7 exons. The record is from RefSeq and is a predicted model, not a curated record. Lineage: Eukaryota; Metazoa; Chordata; Mammalia; Artiodactyla; Balaenopteridae. The coding region runs from base 423 to 4061 and encodes 1212 amino acids.